AUGUUUGCAAACGCCCUUAAUCAUUUUCUCGAAUCUGUGAAUGGUUCCGUGCACCCAGAAGGCGGCACUUGGAUCGCCGUGUCGGACUACAAUCCUCAGAUCAUUCCCGCAAAAGAUAGGCGCGAGCUCAAAGAUCGGCUGCAUGCAAAAGCUGAUGAGAAGCGUGAACAACGCCGACUGAAGCGGCUGGCCAGCGAGACUACUCCAUUUUUGAGCCCGUAG
Molecule: messenger RNA, 222 nt
Organism: Cordyceps fumosorosea ARSEF 2679
Lineage: Eukaryota; Fungi; Ascomycota; Sordariomycetes; Hypocreales; Cordycipitaceae
Exons: 2
Coding region: 1-222 (73 amino acids)
Source: RefSeq, a predicted model, not a curated record